UGCUGCUGUGCCCGGCUCCUCCCCGCCUCCCUGGCUGCUGUACCGCUACAUCUGCUGCAGGCUGAAGUGGGCAUCUAAGGCUCCCUCACUGCUCCCAUCUCCUCCACUGUGCAGGGGUCGCCCCCUCUGUGAUCACCCUCACCCUCGUCUCCAUCCAGCCAGCUUCUGCAUCUCUCUCCCGCAGCGUUAUCAGUGUAUCCCCCCCCCUCCUUCCCCUACCCCCUUCCCUCCUCUCCCUGCUGUCAUUCUGCCACCUCCAUCUCCUGGCAUAGCACCUGGUGCCUGCUGCUGUGCAUCACCCCUCUAUACACUCUGCAUCUAUUGCAUCCUCCUUUUCAUCAUUUCCCCUCACUUAUAGAUCUCUCCCCAUCCCCUCUGUUACUCCCCCUCCUCCAUUUCCUCUUCUUCAUCUACAUCCCCACAUACACUGUGCAUAUUGCCCCCUCUCCCCACAUUUACACUCAUAAAUCUAACCCCCCUCCUCUAUUAUCCCCUGAUUUCCUCCUCUUCUUUAUCUACUCCCUUCCGCUGUAACCCCCCCCCCGCCUUCUCUGUUUCAUAAAUCUCCCCCCUCCAUCUGUUUUUCGCCAGGCCCCCCUGGGCUGCCUGCAGCUGCUGGACUUGGAAUACCCUCCAGCUCCUUUUGGGUGUCAUCCCCACUUUACCAACUUUGCUGAAGCACAACAGGAAGACUGGAGCCUGACUGAAACCUUCUGUAUACAGGUAUUCUGCAGAGCACCGUGUGAUGUCAUCAAAUGUCGUCAAAGCUGCUUCUCCAUUGGCUAGCGCUGUGACAGCUGAAAGGGGUAACAGUUUUGCAGAGGACUACAACAUUGUUACAACAAUGUAAAAAGGUGCAAUGGAGCUGUCUGUGGCACAGUGGCUUCUCGUGGUCUGUCUGGUGGCUUUCCCUCUCCUCUACGAAUGGAGCAUCUCCUUCAAGUACUUCUGCAAGAUGACGUUUUAUAAUGGCUGGAUCCUGACCUUGGCCAUUCUGGCCAUUCCUAUUUGUGCCGUGAGGGGGCGCAAUGUGGAGAACAUGAAGGUGCUCCGAUUCAUGCUCCUACAUAUUAAAUAUCUCUACGGAAUCAAGAUCGAGGUCCGGGGCUGGGAAAACUUUAACAUUAAGGAGCCAUAUGUCAUUGUGUCAAAUCACCAGAGUUCUCUGGACCUUCUGGGGAUGAUGGAGAUCCUACCUGGUCGCUGUGUGCCGAUCGCCAAGCGCGAGCUCAUGUACGCCGGCACCGUUGGGCUGGCAUGCUGGCUGGCUGGCGUCAUUUUUAUCAAUCGGAAAAAAACAGACGAUGCCAUCAGUGUAAUGACGGAGGCUGCGGAAACCAUGCUGAAGGAGGAUGUGCGGGUGUGGGUAUUUCCAGAGGGCACUCGGAACCACAACGGUUCCCUUCUGCCGUUCAAGCGAGGAGCCUUUCACCUGGCCGUGCAAGCUCAGGUGCCGGUUAUUCCUGUCAUCAUGUCUUCCUAUAAGGACUUCUACAGCAAGAAUGACAAAAAGUUCACUACAGGAAAGUGCACCGUGCAGAUCCUUCCAGGGGUUCCUACUAGGGGUUUAUGCUCGGACGACGUCCCUGACCUUGCUGAUGAAGUCCGGGCGUUGAUGCUUGAGGCUUUCACUCACAUCUCAACUGAACGUCCUGGGAAAGAGCCCGGGGGUGUACAUUGAUCACCCUUCCACCAUCCUUUACUAUCAUCCUUGGCCAGGGAACCCCCAACCAUGCAGGAGAAAUCGAGAGGAAGGAUACCACUGAGAGAGAGGAGAGAACAAGAUGGCUAUAACAGUAUCCCUUAACACAAGGACUGAUGCCUGUGGAACAGAUUCAUUCCAUAAAAUAAGUGAGAGAUUUGCUACCACCAGGAGAAGAGAACAAGGAGAGAGGCUCUACUGACAGUAAUUGGAGUUUACCUGAGGCCAAAGCAACAAUAGACAUUGGAGAUAGUGAGAAAUGACAGUCCAUCCCCACCAAAAAUGGUGCCGAAUUUCAGUCACAUAUAGAAUUUAUAGAGAAUCUUCCUAAGAUGCAGUGGGUGAAUGAUGUCGUAGGAUACGGAAAGGGUGGAUGAAAGGUCAACCCUGUGAGAAGAGACAGAAGGACAAGGAUUGACAGAGGAUUUUCAAUAAAGGGUUGAGGUUAGGGCAGAUGUUUGGUCGUCCCAGCUGAGAUGCAGGAUAAAGUCGUACAGACACAGAAGAGUCCUCUGGAACGGAGCAGGAUGUAGACCAUAUGGGUAAUUGUCUCGCUCCAGGAGACAACUGCUUAGGAAUAUUAAGGGGAAAAAUGUCACCAAUCCAAACGUAAAAAUGCAAGGAAAAAUUAAUUUUAUGUUAACGUAAAGGGAAUUUAACGUUGCCAAUUUUGGAAUAAUGUUAGGGGAACACGGGGAAAGUACUUGGACAACAUUCCAUGACUGGGAGGGGGAUGGGAUUCUUCAAAAUGAAAGACCCAAUUUGGAUAUUUAUGAGGGGGGGUGCCUUAAUUCUAUAUUUAUUAAUGUGAGGCAAGCGCUAGUCUCUCCACCUCUCUCCUUGCCAAGUCUCCACGGUUACCGUCUUCUCUCUCUUCUCUCAACUCCAGUCUCUCUUUCCAUUCAAAACAAUAAUUUGCCGGGAAUGGAGCAGGUCAGUUAUUUAGGGGAUAGGAUGUGAAGAAUGGCCCUAAUUAACUGCUCUCUUCAGCCUUCGAUCUCUGUAAAACGAUACGGACUUGAAAUGGGAGCAGGAACUGAUCUGCCCAAAUUUGGCCUCUGCCCAGGAAGCCUUCCCAUGUCCUCCAGCCUCCAUCACUCCACAACCACCGACCCGCGACUUUCCACCUCUACCCAUAUUCCUGUCUCGUGGCCUAAGAAUAUCCACAUUUUGUUACACUCCAUUGCCCAACCCCUUAUUUGUCUUCAUAUUUACCUCCCCUUUCCACGUGCUCCUCAUUUACAAGUGGGAGGUGUGGGAGAUAUACAUGUGCCAAUGUAUUCGUAGCUAUGGAUUAGGGGGAAGAGGAUGUCAUGUGGGUAUGACGUGGGGCGGGAUGAUGCAUGGACGGGAGGGGGCAUAUUAAUCUCCUGUCCUGUAUAUGUGAAUUAGCAUUGCACAAACUUUUCUGGGUCACCUGUGUGUAUGCUUUGUUAUUUCACAUCACAGCUCGGCCUACUGAGGUGGUUUCAGAGUGACGGGAAGAUGCUCAGUGGUAGAAGUGUGGUUGGGAUUUUGCUUGGGGUCUCCAGUCUCCAUGUUGCCUGUGAUAUUUAAACACUGUACAUACUGUAUAAUUUUCUGUAGCAUUUUAUCACAUCUAGGAUGAAUGUUUUAAAGUAACUGGCUAGUUUGUAGUAAUCUACAACAUGGUGCCAAACCGUGUAUGUGGCAAACACAAAGGCAAUAAAUGAAAGGUUUGCUAAACUUAAAAUUAGUUUUAAACCCAGA
Pseudophryne corroboree (corroboree frog) is the source of this 3433-nucleotide messenger RNA. It is a transcript of the gene AGPAT1, whose product is annotated as 1-acylglycerol-3-phosphate O-acyltransferase 1. Gene Ontology annotation, biological process: phosphatidic acid biosynthetic process. Gene Ontology annotation, cellular component: membrane; endoplasmic reticulum. Bases 860 to 1681 code for a protein of 273 amino acids. The transcript has 10 exons. NCBI's taxonomy places the organism in Eukaryota, Metazoa, Chordata, Amphibia, Anura, Myobatrachidae. The record is from RefSeq and is a predicted model, not a curated record. Gene Ontology annotation, molecular function: 1-acylglycerol-3-phosphate O-acyltransferase activity.